Molecule: messenger RNA, 153 nt
Organism: Podarcis lilfordi (Lilford's wall lizard)
Lineage: Eukaryota; Metazoa; Chordata; Lepidosauria; Squamata; Lacertidae
Source: the annotation of a GenBank genome assembly
AUGGAGAGCGCCUGCUCCUCCGCUGCCCCCGCCCGACACUCGCUCACCUCUUACUUCAUCGACAGCAUCCUAGGCAGCCGGAGCCCCGACGAGGGACACCACGGUGAGCGGCGCAGGAGGAGGAAAAGGAUACGGUACCGGGGUGAUCAGUGA